GCGCCAGGGAAAAAAAUGGUGGAGGUUGUUUUGUAAACGAAGAGACAUUGUUUGUUUCUGCUGUGUUGUCUGCAGUUGGAUGAAUGCUCCCCCUUCGCACGUCAGGGAGUUUGAUGCUGUAGUUAAAAGUCCCAAGAUGACCACAGACACACCACCCCAAAACGUGGGCUUCGAGGUGAUGACGUUCACCCCCUCCAAAGAAGAGUUCAAGGAUUUUGUCCGGUAUGUUGCUUACAUGGAGUCACAAGGAGCACACAGAGCUGGGAUGGCUAAGAUUAUUCCACCUAAGGGCUGGAAGCCCAGAAAGACCUACGAUAACAUGGAUGAUCUGAUGAUUCCUGCACCUGUUCAGCAGGUGGUUACGGGCCAGUCAGGACUCUUCACUCAGUACAACAUCCAGAAGAAACCCAUGAGUGUUCAGGAGUUCCGCACGACCUCUAAUUUACACAAGUUUCGCAGUCCCAGAUAUGCAGAUUUUGAUGAGCUGGAGAGGAAGUUUUGGAAGGACCUGACCUUUAAUCCUCCACUGUAUGGGGCUGAUGUCAGUGGGACGCUGUAUGAUCCAGAAGUGACUGAAUGGAACAUCAGUCAUCUUAACACCAUCCUGGACACUGUGGAGGAUGAGAGUGGCAUCAAGACAAAAGGAGUCACUAGACCAUGCCUGUAUUUUGGGAUGUGGAAGAGUGCUUUUGCCUGGCACACAGAGGACAUGGAUCUGUACAGGAUCAACUACCUGCACUACGGAGAGCCAAAGUCAUGGUAUGUUGUGCCACCAGAACAUGGGAAAAGACUGGAACGACUUGCCAGAGGUUUUUUUCCUGGGAAUGCUCGGAACUGCGAAGUCUUCCUGAGCCACAAGAUGACUUUUAUUUCACCUUCAGUCCUGAAAAAAUAUGGGGUUCAAUUUCAGAAGAUGACUCAGGAAGUGGGUCAAUUCAUUGUGACGUUCCCGUUUGCCUAUCACGCCGGCUUCAACCACGGCUUCAACUGUGCCGAGUCCACCAGCUUUGCCAUGCAGCGUUGGAUUGAUUAUGGAAAACGAGCAAUAAUGUGUUCGUGUCGUCAGGACUUGGUGAAGAUCCACAUGGACGUGUUUGUGCGCAAGUUCCAGCCCAAAUGCUACAAACUGUGGAAAGCGGGGAAGGACAACAGUCCCCUGGACCACUCUAAAGCCACACCAGAGGCUGCUGAGUUCCUGGACCAGUCCAAAGCCACACCCGAGUCCAAAGCCACACCAGAGAAUGCCGAGUUUCUGGACCAGUCCAAAGCCACACCAGAGGCUGCCGAGUUCCUGGACCAGUCCAAAGCUACACCAGAGGCUGCUGAGUUCCUGGACCAGUCCAAAGCCAGACCAGAGGCUGCUGAGUUUCUUAGAAGAGACAGCAGGAAGUCUUCUAAAAACGCUUCCUGUAAAACAUCUUCUGACAGGCUGACUGUUCCAGUCCAAGAGGGGAGAAGUCCACAGCGUCAAAGUGGGAAGAAGCGUCGGCACCGAGUUUUACAGAGCUCUGAGGAAGUCCAGUCUGCUAAGAUGCUGAUGGAUGUGGAGCUGAAGAAGGCUCGGCUGGAGAGCAAAGAGUCACCAGUCAAAGCCUGUGAUGAACCAGACCCAGUAAGCUACAAAGCAGAACUUCAAAAGGAUCAGGAUCCAAAGCUAAAAUCUAAAUGUUCAACCAAAGCCACCAACAGGAAAUCUUUGAAAAGACAAAGCUCUACAAAAAAAGGGAAGAAUAAUGUUUCAGUUGAAGAUUUUUCUCCUCAGGAGCUCGAGAAAAAGAUGGUGCCUCUUAUUCCUGAAGAGGCCGAGGCCAUUGUUGAGUCUGAGGUGGAAACCAGUAAAAUCCCAACACACAAGACGUUUCAGAGGACACUGAGUCCUGCCGAUGUCCUCCAUGUUCACAGUUAUGCUAAAGGAGACUAUGUAGAAGAAGCCUUGUUCAAGGAGGAGGAAAACAGUGAAAAUGGUGACGAGAGCAAGAACAACUUUAGCCAUGUCAGCAAAGAGGUGCCAGAAGAGCUAGCGGCUGUUGAAGAACCAGAGACUGUAGGUCAACUGUCAGGACAUGAUCCUCUCCUAAAGGAUGACAAAGAGACUCCAGAGGAGCCUCCCCCAGUUGAGGAGGAGAAUUUGGAAGGGGAGAACUGGGCUAAGCCUUUGGCCCAUCUUUGGCAGAGCAGACCCCCCAAUCUUAAGAAGGAGAGAGAGUACAAUCAUCUAACGGGCUCCAAACCUCCUUACUGCUCCAUCUGUAUGCUCUUCCAGACAUACCAACAGACGCAGUACAGGAACAGUGCAGACAAUCCAGUCACAUUGGCCGGAGGGCAGAGGAGGACCAAACCUCUGAUUCCAGAAAUGUGUUUCACCACCACCACAGAAGAAGACGCUGAAUGUGAAGAUCAACCCAUCAAACCUUAUCUAGAGGAAGAUGGAAGCAGCCUCCUCAUCAGCUGCUCACAGUGCAGCGUUUGGGUCCACACCAGCUGCUACGGUGUGGAUCCUGCCAGAGUGAACAAGGAGUGGAAGUGUUCACGAUGUAAAGCCAAUGCUAUGACGGAGAACUGCUGCCUUUGUUCGCUGAGGGGCGGAGCCUUGCAUAAAACCACCAACGACAAGUGGGUCCAUGUGCUUUGUGCCGUGGCAGUUCUGGAAGCUCGAUUUGUGAACGUUACUAAGAGGAGACCCGUGGAUUUAAGUGGAAUCCCCCUGCAAAGAUUUAAACUGAAAUGUUACUAUUGCAAGAAGCGGAUGAAGAAGGCAUUGGGCUGCUGUCUGCAGUGCUCUCAUGGACGCUGUCCCACCGCAUACCACCCCACGUGCGCCCAGGCCGCCGGCGUUUUGAUGCAGCCGGACCAAUGGCCCUUUGUGGUCCACGUCACCUGCUGUCGACACAAAGGUCCCACUCAAAUCGAGCGUAGUAAAGCAGCUAUGCAUGAGCUAACUGUGGGACAGAAAGUCAUCUGCAAGCACAAAAAUGGCCGUUACUAUCAGUGUGACGUGGUGCAGUUGUCCAAAGAGACGUUUUAUGAAGUCAACUUUGACGAUGGUUCUUUCAGUGAUAACCUCUUCCCAGAAGACAUCGUGAGUCGGGACUGUGCUCAGCUCGGACCCCCUGCCCCAGCUGAAGCGGUUCAGGUGCGAUGGACGGAUGGGCUGGUGUACGGGGCCAAGUUUGUAGCAGUUCAUGUUACUCAGAUGUAUCUGGUGGAGUUUGAAGAUGGGUCCCAACUAACUGCCAAGAGAGAUGAUGUCUACACUCUGGAUGAAGAACUCCCCAAGAGAGUCAAGUCCAGACUGUCCAAAGCUUCAGACAUGAGGUUUGAUGGGAUCUUUGAGGACAAUGAAAUCAUCCAGGAGUCAAAGAGACAGAGAGUUAUUAACUCACGUUACAGGGGGGACUACAUCGAGCCUGUGAUUUACAGAGCUAUCAUGGAGUAAAGACCCUCGC
Messenger RNA from Nematolebias whitei (Rio pearlfish), 3446 nucleotides. RefSeq names its product lysine (K)-specific demethylase 4A, genome duplicate a (gene kdm4aa). The coding region runs from base 80 to 3436 and encodes 1118 amino acids. Gene Ontology annotation, cellular component: nucleus. Gene Ontology annotation, biological process: chromatin remodeling. The record is from RefSeq and is a predicted model, not a curated record. Lineage: Eukaryota; Metazoa; Chordata; Actinopteri; Cyprinodontiformes; Rivulidae. Gene Ontology annotation, molecular function: histone H3K36 demethylase activity; histone H3K9 demethylase activity. The transcript has 24 exons.